AUGUCUAUCGUCUCGCUUCUGGGCGUUCAGAUUCUGAACAAUCCCGCCAAGUUCACCGACAAGUACGAGUUCGAGAUCACCUUCGAGUGCCUCGAGUCGCUUGAGAAGGACCUCGAGUGGAAGCUCACCUACGUUGGCUCGGCUACCAGCGACCAGUACGAUCAGGAGCUUGACAGCCUUUUGGUUGGCCCCAUUCCCGUCGGCACCAACAAGUUCGUCUUCGAGGCCGAUGCCCCCAACACUUCCAAGAUCCCCGACGCCGACGUUAUCGGCGUCACCGUCGUCCUCCUGACCUGUGCCUACGACGGUCGUGAGUUCGUCCGUGUUGGCUACUAUGUCAACAACGAGUAUGACUCCGAGGAGCUCAACGCGGAGCCUCCCUCCAAGCCCAUCAUCGAGCGCGUCCGCCGCAACAUCCUCGCCGAGAAGCCCCGUGUGACUCGCUUCGCCAUCAAGUGGGACAACGAGGCUUCUGCCCCUGCCGAGUUCCCUCCCGAGCAGCCUGAAGCCGACCUUGCUGCCGAUGAUGAGGAGUACGGCGCCGAGGAGCGCGAGGAGGAAGAGGUUGAGGUCGCCCUCGAGACGGGUGCCAACGGCGAGAAGGCCGACAGCGACGACGCUGCCAUGGCCGGUGUCGAGAACGGCGAGCCCGCCCAGGCCGAGGGCGAGGAGGAUGAGAUGUCCGAUGACGGCAGCGUCGACAUUGAGGGCGAGAGCGAGGACGAGCUGGAGGAGGAGGAGGGCGAGGGUCAGGCCGCCGCCGAUGAUGGCGCCAUGGACGUCGACAUGGCCGACGAGCCUGCUCCUGCCAAGCCCGCCGUCGCGACCCACUAG
Molecule: messenger RNA, 834 nt
Organism: Colletotrichum chrysophilum
Lineage: Eukaryota; Fungi; Ascomycota; Sordariomycetes; Glomerellales; Glomerellaceae
Gene: ASF1
Product: Histone chaperone asf1
Exons: 4
Coding region: 1-834 (277 amino acids)
Biological process (GO): nucleosome disassembly; nucleosome assembly; DNA replication-dependent chromatin assembly
Cellular component (GO): nucleus
Molecular function (GO): histone binding
Source: RefSeq, a predicted model, not a curated record